AUGGACCCCACUUCCCCUCUGAACCUCGACUCUCUGGUGCCACUGAGGCCAGCCUUAUUGGACAAGGGGUUGGGAGCCAUCAACGCCAUGGGGAAGGCAGCGGUUCAGGUUGCCAACUCGCUGGACCAUGCAGUUGAGCAUCUGUUUGAGGGCUGGAGUGUCUCUCCUCCGGCUGAAAAGCGGUCCUCCGCAGGCGUGAAAGGGGUUGCUGCCCAGCUGCAGGCACUCCUUGACGAGAAGGCAAAGCUGGCAUCCGAUAAUGCUAGGCUUGCCUUUGAGAACAGCAGCCUCCAGGAGCUUCUCGAGUACACUGUGUCAGCUGUUGGCGACGAUCCAUGCUAUGAGGACAGCAGUUGCCAUAUGAGCACAGAGGGCGAAUGGGAAGCUCCACCAGAGCACAUGGACUUCGUCGAUGACCACAAGGAAGACUGCGCAAGCGAGUAG
Messenger RNA from Coccomyxa subellipsoidea C-169, 444 nucleotides. RefSeq lists its product as hypothetical. The record is from RefSeq and is a predicted model, not a curated record. NCBI's taxonomy places the organism in Eukaryota, Viridiplantae, Chlorophyta, Trebouxiophyceae, Coccomyxaceae. The transcript is spliced from 4 exons. The coding region runs from base 1 to 444 and encodes 147 amino acids.